AGAUACUGAAGAUUCAGAAACUUGUACACAUGAAAUUUUAAUCUCUUUAAGCUCUCAAGCUGUUAAUUGUUUUUUGAUUUGAUUGUGAUCUUUUCUUUUUAUUUUUCUGUGAUUGUUACGUUCCUUUUCCUUCGAGGAACCUUCCAAGGAUUCACCAAAUGACUAAAAAUGAACGAAUCGUGUGUUUAUUCGAUGUUGACGGAACAAUUACACCGCCAAGAUUACCUAUUGAUCCUAAAGUUGAUGCUUUUCUGCAGAGACUUCGGACUAAAGUUGCGGUUGGCCUUGUUGGAGGAUCAGAUUUAGGCAAGAUUUUAGAACAAUUGGGAUACAAGUCUGGAACAAAUAAAAGCGAAGAUGUUAUUGCCAAGUAUGACUAUUUUUUCGCUGAAAAUGGUUUGGUGGCCUACAAAGAUGGUAAACUAAUUCACACAGAAAGUAUAAUCAGUUUACUCGGAGAGCUAAAAUUGCAAAUGUUCAUCAACUUUGCCUUGAAAUACAUGAGCGACCUUAAAUUACCCAAAAAACGAGGUACAUUUAUUGAAUUUCGUAAUGGUUUAAUUAAUAUCUGUCCUGUUGGUCGUAGUUGCUCUCAAGCAGAAAGAGAGGAAUUUGCAGAAUAUGAUCAGAUCCAUAAAAUCCGGGAAACUUUUAUUGAAGCCCUAAGGUCCGAGUUCUCUGGAGACUUUGGUCUUUCAUUUGCAAUUGGUGGACAAAUAUCUAUUGACGCUUACCCAGUUGGCUGGGAUAAAACCUAUUGUCUUCGUUUCCUACCAGCCAAAUCGUUUGACAAGAUUUAUUUUUUUGGAGACAAAACAGAUGAAGGUGGAAAUGAUCAUGAAAUAUUUAUGGACAGGCGAACAAUAGGUUUUAAGGUAACUAGUCCUGAAGAAACCAUUAAAAAAGUCUCCGAACUGUUUGAAGUUCCUAUUGAAUGAUUGAACCAAUGAUCGUCCAUUCAUUAUUAUUAUUUCUUUGUAUUGCCCGAUCGAUCCAUUUCCUAUUUUCUUUUCCCUGACUUCUGAUCAUGUGUUAUGUUUCUUAAACGAUAAAAAAAUCAGAUUAAGAUUUAUAUACUACAUGUAUAUAUUAUACGUGUACACAUCAGUGAGAUCUUUGUUCGAUUUCAUCGGGUUUCAAUGUUUAACUUCUAUUGAUUUAUAUAUUCAUAUUUUUUAAUCAUUCAUCUUAAAAGUCAACAUUCGAAGUUUAAUCUUAAUUAUGUUAUAAUAGUUGAAAAUGUGAAACAACCAAAACAAUUCAAGUAACCUUCCAUACACGUAUAUGAUUUUUUUAUCCGAUCAAAUUGACUUCUUUUUGCCUUCAAAUAUUUUUCCUUGCAAAGAUUUCCCUGAUUAAAUGUACAUUUAUGCAAUGUUAAACCAUUUCAAGCAUA
Messenger RNA from Tetranychus urticae (two-spotted spider mite), 1396 nucleotides. RefSeq names its product phosphomannomutase (gene Pmm2). Gene Ontology annotation, biological process: protein N-linked glycosylation; GDP-mannose biosynthetic process; mannose metabolic process. Lineage: Eukaryota; Metazoa; Arthropoda; Arachnida; Trombidiformes; Tetranychidae. Gene Ontology annotation, molecular function: phosphomannomutase activity. The record is from RefSeq and is a predicted model, not a curated record. Gene Ontology annotation, cellular component: cytosol.